This is a messenger RNA of Marchantia polymorpha subsp. ruderalis, 976 nucleotides long. Lineage: Eukaryota; Viridiplantae; Streptophyta; Marchantiopsida; Marchantiales; Marchantiaceae. The record is from the annotation of a GenBank genome assembly.
UUUGAUUCGAUUAAAGGAAUGGCCGAAAAAAUAGACAGAAAAGUCUAUAACCUUCGCGCUCUCGACCAUAUAUCUUGACGUGAAGUGGGGUUUAAAAUGAGAGAGUUACGAACAUCAUCGUCAUAGAACGAGAGAGAGAACGCGACAUCGACGACCUGGUGCUGAUUCAGAUUUCUCACAAUGGUCAGAAAGAAGAAAUACGCAGCCGAGAUCAGCGCCUUCAAUAUUGAGGCGUUGCAGUCUAUCGAGACGAAGCAAAUUCAGCGAUUCAAUAAAGGAGUUUGGGAAAGCAGUUUCAGUCUUACCAUCAUAUGUGUAUCUUUCGGGGCUUUGUCACCUGUACUGGCCUUUCCUCUUCUUUUCGGAUUUUGGAAAACUGCCAGUGCAGGAAACAAACUCAAGGUCGUACAGGCUGAACUUCUGAAACGCAGUGUCACACCGCGUAAGACAAAUAGGCGGGAUAUCCUGGCACCGAUAGGGAAAUCGUGUUGUAGUGGCUGCGGAAUCCUCCCUGGAACAUGAUCACUCCCUCGACGAUAUUUAUCCAUCAGUUGGCUUCGUCUGCAUACAAGGGGAUUGCCCCACAGUUCAGUUCCGAGGACAUGCAAGCUAGACAGGAGACGAUGCAGAGUUUUCUUUUGUCGUCUGUCUCGCCUCAUACUACAAUCAUACUGAACAAACAUUCACGACUUAUUUACGGACCUAGUCAGAUCUGGGAGACAAGGAAAUUAGGAGAAAUAGCUCCUCAUGAUAUGAGGUUCUUUAACGGUUCUGUAAUCCAGUUACUUUCCAGCAGGAUCCAUAUACGCUAUUUUGCGGGACGUUGUAGAGCACUGCUUUUUUAUCUUAUGCUCCAGGUUUAGUCUGAUCAGUGGACCUGUUUUUCAUCAGGUUUUCGUUCCAAUGAAUUUUCGUAUAUCUGUAAAGUGCAGUAACUGUCUUUCAGGUCAGGCAGAAACUUUUUGAAUAUCCGGGU